GACCACACAACCCCAUGUUGGAAGUAGAUGCGGCCGUUCGGUGCUGACACAAAAGGAGGAAGAACACAAUAGGGAGGGGGAUAGAAAACACCACAGGAGGACGUAUCAGGAACGGGCGAGCGCUGGUGAAGCAAGUGCGCUCGAGGAAUGUGACAGUUUUUUGAAAAAAAAUUAUAAAUCGCCUCAUAAUUGUUUCCCCAUCGCGGAGGGGGAUCCGACCCCAAACACACGCCGCAGCCGCCCGAUUUUAAUGGACGCUUGAAGUGAGCGGCCCGGAGGCGGGUGGCACUGACUGGACGGGAGCCUGGGGGUUGCUGUGGCCCCGAUCUCGCUUGCAACGACACCCCCUCCCACCCCUCCGAUCGAGAGGCGGAGAGGACGCCGGCCGGUGGUGGGUGGGGGGCCGCCCGCCCGCUUGUUACCGCCCGCCCUCCAUCUCUCCGUUCGCGGGCUGCCGCUUAACGCCACUCUUGCGAGGUGACCGGGCGCCGGGUUGACUCGAUCGGAAAGGGAUAUGUCCUCGCCCACCGUCACCACCGCAACGGAGAAAGUAGACGGAUUCACCCGCAAGUCCGUUCGGAAGACCAAGCAGAAGCGCUCGCAGAGCUCCUCGCAGUACAAGAUCCAAGGGAAAGCCGUCGACUUGAACCCCCUGCCUCUAUUCAAAGACGUUUCUACAACUGAGAAAGUAGCACUCUUUCAGAAGAAAUUACAGCAGUGUUGUGUUGUAUUUGAUUUCAUGGAUUCAUUAGCAGACCUUAAAAUGAAGGAGUACAAGCGCUCAACCCUUAGUGAAUUGGUAGACUUUGUUGCCGUGGGUCGAGGAAUCUUGACAGAACAGACAUAUCCUGAAGUAGUUAAAAUGGUUUCUUUAAAUAUAUUUAGGACCCUUCCACCUUCAGAUACUUCAGAGUUUGACCCUGAAGAAGAUGAACCCACACUGGAAGCAUCCUGGCCUCAUUUACAGCUUGUAUAUGAAUUCUUCAUUCGAUUUUUAGAGAGUCAAGAAUUCCAGCCCAGCAUUGCCAAAAAAUAUGUAGAUCAGAAAUUUAUAUUGCAGCUUUUGGAACUGUUCAACAGUGAAGAUCCCCGGGAGCGAGACUAUCUGAAGACUGUCUUACACAGAAUUUAUGGAAAGUUUCUUGGACUUAGGGCAUUUAUUCGAAAACAAAUUAACAAUAUUUUUCUACAAUUUGUUUAUGAAACAGAACAUUUUAAUGGUGUAGCAGAGCUUCUGGAAAUAUUAGGAAGUAUAAUAAAUGGGUUUGCCUUGCCUCUCAAGGCUGAACACAAGCAAUUUCUGAUUAAGGUGCUGCUCCCUUUACAUACUGUGAGGAGUUUAUCACUUUUCCACGCACAGUUGGCAUAUUGCAUUGUACAGUUUCUCGAAAAAGAUCCAACAUUAACUGAAUCGGUCGUCAGGGGUUUACUAAAGUUUUGGCCAAAAACAUGCAGUCAGAAAGAGGUCAUGUUUCUUGGGGAAAUGGAGGAAAUCCUGGAUGUUAUUGAGCCUGCACAGUUUGUAAAAAUUCAGGACCCACUCUUCAAGCAAAUUUCCAGAUGUGUUUCCAGUCCUCAUUUCCAGGUGGCUGAGAGGGCACUCUAUUACUGGAACAAUGAAUAUAUUAUGAGUUUGAUAGAAGAAAAUUCAGCUGUUAUCCUCCCCAUCAUGUUUCCCAGCCUCUAUAGAAUCUCCAAAGAACACUGGAACCCGGCAAUUGUAGCUUUAGUCUACAAUGUAUUGAAGGCUUUUAUGGAAAUGAAUGGGCCCUUGUUUGACGAGCUGACAGCAACCUACAAGUCAGAUCGGCAAAAAGAAAAGAAAAAGGAAAAGGAACGGGAAGAACUUUGGAAAAAAUUGGGGGCUCUUGAAAUAAAGAAAGGUGUGAAAAAAGGGAUUCCAUCUUAAAGAAGCAUGGUACCAAUAUUCCAUGGUAUACAUUUAUGUAGUAAGAGAUGGAUCAACAGUUUUGUAUUGUGCUACUUUACAGUAGAUUUCACAUCUGUUUCAUUAUGAAUGACAGUUCUGUAACAGUACUGUAUAUAACUUUUCUCAUGUUUAAAUAGUAUGGCAAAAGGAGGGAUACCAGUACAAAACUUGUACAAUAGAUGGAUGUCUGAGAGUUCUUAUGUAAAUGUAGUCAUUGUUGAAACUUCUUUCAAGAAAAAAAAAGAAAAAAAAAUCCUUUUGCAUUAGCACAGAUACUCCAAGAAGUUUGCUAUUUCAAAAUCCCCAGAUCUCUGGUUCCCUACUUAUUGGUGGCAGACCGCAAGAAAAUAUUUUUUUAGACUGAAGAUUGUGUUCUGCUUGUCCCUGUGACUUUGCUGCAUUUUAAUUUAUAGUUACAGAGAAGUUUUUUUUCUUACAAGUUUGUGGAAGUUUUCUUUUUAAUUUGUUGGUUUUAAACCUCUUGACCUCUUGUGGUGUUAAAAUACCUCUACACACGGCAUACUAAGCUGUGUAAAGGUUCAUGUCCAUGUGCAUCAAGAUGCUGUUCAUUUUUUUUUUACCUAGAAGUGUAUUAAAAUGCACUUCCUGCAGAUACAGUAUACUGUACAUUAAAGUAUCUGUUAAAGAUACAUAAUUGUUUUGGUUGGAUACAGAACUGAAUAAGCAAGAUGUAGACAUUAACCAACCAAAUUUUAAGUUGGGUAUAUCUUGUUUAUUGAAAUAUAAGCUACAUAUCCUCCUUUUACCUGCUGUAUUUCACACUUAUAACAAGCAUAAUUCAUUCAUGCAACUAGCUUUAACUUGAAGGUUCCUGUAUGAAAGUGAGCACACUUCCCUAAUCCAUGACUAGUGCAUAUUCUAAUGCAUUAUUCAUUGUAUGUCUGAGUUUCUGUGCUUCAGUUAUGUUCAGUGUUGCAUGGCACAACACUUGUAUUGUUGGGAUUGUGUGCCUGACUGCUUUAAUAAGGAGGGUCAUCAAUACCAUAUGUCUCUUAACCUUUUUUUAAAUCUAAUGAAGCAGUAGGGAAUUCAGCCAUGAUAUCUUAUGGCAUAAUAAGCACUGUGUUGAUCCAGUUGGAAUGUUACACUACCAGUGUUAUAUUGCUCCAUGUGUCACACCACUCUGUUGAUAUAACAGCUUUUUUUAAUCCCACCAGGUGUGGGAAAGUGUACGGUAUAAAACAUUAUUUUAAAAAAUAACGUUUUUUGUAGUUUUUUAAAAAUUUUACUGCAGAUCUGACAUGCGCAUCAUCUUGCACUGUUCUCAACCUACCGAGGAAACACCUCAGACUUUCAAAAAAAAAGCAUUAAGUUUCAAAGGUUUUCCUCAAUCUUGCUCUUAGAAUAUAAUCUGCCCCUGUUAAAUCAGAUAGCCAUAUUAAUGAUUUCUUUCAGCUUUGGAAAAAGAACUGGGUGGGCCAAAGGAGAUAUUGCCUCAUCAAGCAAUAUAUGCUGUUUAAUAAUUACUUGUUAUUUCAAAUUCUGAUGCAAGACAUUUGCACUCAAUUAGCACUGGUUACUAUACAGUAGGUGUUGUACUUCAAAAAUGCACUUUUAUAGGUGCAAAAGUAACCAGAGAAUUGAUGUGGGUGUGCUACUUACGGAUAUUUUACAUUUUUUGUGUGUGAUGCUCUAAAGCAAAAAAAAAAAUUAUCUUGAGCAGAAAUAAGAGAUUUCAGGGAUGAGUGGGGCUUGAAAGAAACUUAUUCAACUUCUAUAAAAGUUGAGAAACAAAUUUAAACUCUAAGUGGGCUCCACAGUGCUUUCAAAAAGUAAUAAAUGGUGAAUGUGAUGAUGCACUCUCGUCUGUUAUUAGUCAGUAAGCCCCCCCCCCCCCCGUGUUUAAGCAAUCAAAGCAUUGCUUAUUGUGCACAUUAGUCGUAUACGUGGUUUUGAUACCAACAUAAAACAGUUACUGUAUUUCAUGACAGAUUACUGUGUGAAUGCCCUUGGGUCCACUUUUGGAUCACAUACUGUAAAUAGGCUGUAAUAAGCUCAUGUAUGACUGCAGAGUUUUAAAAUACAGAUCUUAUCAAUGAAUUUCUGGUGUUACCUUCUUUAUCAAAUAUGAAACAACAAUGUUACACAUUUAGGAUUCUCUAAGGAAAAUUUUCUUGCAGAUUUUUCUUAUCUUUUUCAGACAGUGUUACUAAAAUCCUGCAGUUUAUAAGUUAUGUACAGUGAUGCAUAAUUGUACAGUAAUAAAUCAAACAUUCUGUAAAUUAUAUCCCUAAAACUGAGAUUAACCUUCCUGCUUUGUCAAAACCACUGAUUCAAAGUAUUUUUAACCAAGUGGCAUUUCAUUAAACAUAAAAUGUUAAUAUCCAAAUCAUUUAUGUUAAGCUGCCUCAUUAAGGAUCACCUAAAUCACCACACAAAUACUAUAUGCUUUUUUUCUGUGUGCCAUUCAUUAUUGACAGACCUGGGUCAGAUGUUUUUGAAGUCUAAUAUUGGAAUACAAAUCAGUUGGUUUGUUAUGCAACUUGUUUUAGCUGUUUCAGUGUGCCUCAUACUUUCUG
Pristis pectinata (smalltooth sawfish) is the source of this 4470-nucleotide messenger RNA. It is a transcript of the gene ppp2r5eb, whose product is annotated as protein phosphatase 2, regulatory subunit B', epsilon isoform b. The record is from RefSeq and is a predicted model, not a curated record. Gene Ontology annotation, cellular component: cytosol; nucleus; protein phosphatase type 2A complex. Gene Ontology annotation, biological process: protein dephosphorylation; signal transduction. The coding region runs from base 515 to 1909 and encodes 464 amino acids. The transcript is spliced from 13 exons. Gene Ontology annotation, molecular function: protein phosphatase activator activity. NCBI's taxonomy places the organism in Eukaryota, Metazoa, Chordata, Chondrichthyes, Rhinopristiformes, Pristidae.